Molecule: messenger RNA, 1265 nt
Organism: Staurois parvus
Lineage: Eukaryota; Metazoa; Chordata; Amphibia; Anura; Ranidae
Source: the annotation of a GenBank genome assembly
AUGAUUGGCCUCACAGUAACACCUGAGGUGGCACUUGCAGAUGAGCCAGUGAAGAUCCAAGCAUGGGGCUUCCCACCACAUGAGCUAAUCACACUGAGAGCAUGGGUAGAAGAUGAGAAGGGGGAAAUCUUUCACUCUCGAGCCUUCUAUAAAGCUGAUGAUGCUGGAAAGGUGGAUCUAGAGCAUACACCAGCCACUGGUGGAGACUUCCAUGGAGUUCAUCCAAUGGGACUCUUCUGGGCUCUAAAGCCAGUUACUCCAUUUCUUAGGUUGAUAAAACGUGACUUAAAGAGAAGUCCUUUCUAUGUUCACUUGGAGCUCUACUAUGGGAUGGAAAUGAGAGUUCAUUACCAGAAGUUCCUCCUAUUGCCACUAAAAUUGUAGAAAGAUGGUAUGCCAGUCCUCGUGUUGAGCGAGUGCAGAUCAGGGAAGGACGAAUCCGGGGAGCUCUCUUCCUCCCACCAGGAGAAGGCCCUUUCCCCGGAGUCAUUGACAUGUUUGGUGGUGUUGGAGGUCUCCUGGAGUUUAGAAGCGGCCUUCUGGCCAGCCAUGGGUUUGCUUCCCUUGCCUUGGCCUAUUUUGCUUAUGAAGAUCUGCCAAGCUUUCUAGGAGAUGUGGAUCUGAAAUACUUUGAGGAGGCCGCGCAAUUUCUGUGUAACCACCCAAAAGUUUCUGGAGAAGGAGUUGGAGUAAUCGCUAUAUGUAAAGGGGCCGAGAUGGGCUUGGCAAUGGGAACCUAUUUGCCCGAGGUGGCUGCUACUGUCUGUAUCAAUGGAACCAAUGCUGUCAAUGGCAACAGUCUCAGCUACGGUGAUUUCAUCAUGCCUGGAAUUCCCUAUCAAACGGAAAGACUGAUGUUCACAGACAGAGGAACCCUCACCGUCUCUCAUGUAAUGGCAGACCCAAGAAAGCCUGAACACCAGGAUUCUGUAUUUCCAGUAGAGAAGGCCCGAGGUCCUAUUCUCUUCAUUGUAGGUGAAAAUGACCAGAAUUACGACAGCUUAUUUUUUGCCAAGGAAACCUUAGCCAGAGCACACAAAUACGGCAAGAAAGACGUGUAUUUACGGAGUUACCCAGGCGCUGGCCACCUUCUAGAGCCCCCUGGUUCCCCCUUUUGCCCUGUGUCUCAAUCUCCAUUCUUUCCACUUCCACUUACAUGGGGAGGAGAGCUUCUUCCACACUGUAGAGCCCAAGAACACAGCUGGAAAGAGACCCUUGACUUCCUACGUCAAAAUAUACCAUGCUCACGGCGGAAUAAGUUAUGA